AGCGGAGACCAAUAGGAAGGGCAGGAUGACAGAUACGGGGGCGGACCUCCGCCGUGAGGUCAUCAGGCGGCGCCGCGGAGCGGAGCUGUCCGUCGGAGAGGCCGGGAGCGGCAGGGCAGCCGGGGACCGCCGAGGGAUCACAGAAUGGAGGGGGAGGUCAGUUUAGAUUCUGUCUAUCAAGCUGUUCAAGCUUUGUACCAUCACCCAGAUCCACAGGGUAAAGAGAGAGCUUCAGCCUGGCUGGGCGAAUUCCAGAAGUCGAUGUUCUCAUGGCAGAUUUCGGACCAACUGCUGAGACUGCAGCGUGACAUCGAGUCGUGCUACUUCGCUGCCCAGACCAUGAAGAUGAAAAUCCAGUAUUCGUUUUACGAGUUGCCCCCUGAGAUGCACUCAUCGCUCCGUGACUCAUUGCUCACACAUCUGGAGAGCCUGAAGGACUUGUCCCAGGCCAUCGUCACGCAGCUGGCUCUCGCUGUUGCAGACCUCGCCAUACAGAUGACAUCGUGGAAGAGCUGUGUCCAGACGCUAAUUGAGAAGUACGGCAAUGAUGAAUCUGCUCUCCCAUUCCUACUGGAGAUUCUGACGGUGCUCCCAGAGGAGGUGCAUAGUCGCUCACUGCGAAUUGGUACCAAUCGAAGGACUGAGGUCAUUGAGGACUUGGCGUACCAUGCCAGUUUGGUGAUCGGCUUAUUGACAGCCUACAUGGAACGCUGCAGCCAUGAUGAGAAGUUGGUGAUUAAAGUUUUCCGAUGCCUGAUGAGCUGGAUUAACCUGGGCAUCCUGCAUACCGACCACAUUGCCAACAGCCAGCUACUAGUGGCCCUCUUCCAGGUCCUUAGGCACAACCAGACGUCCUCAAACCUGCAUGAGGUCGCUAGCGACUGUGUGUGUGCAGCACUGUAUGCUGUUGAAGGCUUGCAAGAAAGUCUACGCCUGGCACUGCAGUUGCAGGAAGGAGUGAUGGCACUUGAGGAGGCUUACCACAAUGCGGUUGCCUGUGAAGAUAUGGACAAGGCACUGAACUAUUGCCGCAUUUUCACUGAGCUGGCAGAAACGCUACUUGAGAUGGUUAUCCGCUCACCGGGACAGGGGCUGGGUGACCUUAAAACACUUAACCUCAUCUUGAACUGUGUUGGACAUGAGCAGUAUGAGGUGGCGGAGAUCACGUUCAAUUUCUGGUACCGACUGGCAGAAACUCUCCACAAAUUGAAGGAUCCCUCGGUGAAUCAGAUUUUCAGGCCAUACUUCCAGAGACUCACUCAGUCUCUCACCUUCCACUCUCAGAUGGACCCUGAUCACGAAGGAGUUCUGGAUGAGGCAGACGAUUUUUUCGAGUUCAGGCUGCGUGUUUCCGACUUGCUGAAAGAUGUUAUAGUCCUCAUUGGAGCCUCAGAGUUUUUCCUGCGGUUGUAUUCAACACUGAAGGAGGGCAGCCCAGCCUGGGAGGAGACAGAAGCUGUGCUCUUCAUCAUGACUGCGUUGGUCAAAAACUUAAACCCGGAAAAGGAGCUCCGGCUGGGAGAUGUUGUUCAGGCAGUGAUCAACCUCCCUGACAAUACGCACCUAGCAGUGCAGCAUUCUGGAGUGCAGCUCCUGGGGGAGUUGGGAGAAUACAUCAACAGUAACGUGCAGUGCCUAGAGCCGGUGCUGAAUUUCCUGACCCAACGUUUGAAGCAGAAGGAGCUGGCGAACGCUGCGGCCAAUUCGAUCCAGAGCAUCUGUGCCAUGUGCAGUGACCCGAUGACGCGGCACUUCGAGGGGCUGCUGCAGGUUGCCUCCUCGUUGGAUGCUCUCCCCAUUUCUCACGACUCCUCCAUCGGACUUCUCCGAGGCAUUUCUUUGGUGUUGGCUCGGAUGCCUUCAGAGAAGAUCGAAGAGACCUUCCAACGCCUCUGCUCCAUGCAGGUUACUGCUCUAAAGAAACUCUUGACGUCUGACAUGACCAAUGGAAUCUCAGCAGACCCUGCCGUGUGGUUGGAUAGACUCGCAGCUAUAUUCAGGCACACAAACGCUACUGUUGUGGAGGGGAGGCCACACCCCUUUCAGAAAGUCAUCCAGGAGAUCUGGCCAGUGAUUUCUGAAACCCUGUACAGGCAUCAGGCUGAUAAUCGGAUGGCAGAGCGAUGCUGUCGUUGCCUGCGCUUUGCGAUCAGAUGUGUGGGUAAAGGAUCUGCUAUGUUGAUUCAGCCUCUGGUGUCUCAGAUGGUGAGCGUGUACCAGUCGCACCAACACUCCUGUUUCCUGUAUCUGGGUAGUAUAUUGGUGGAUGAAUAUGGCAGUGAAGAGAGCUGCACGCAAGGUCUGCUUGAGAUGAUGCAGGCAUUUUGUGGGCCAACAUUCCAUCUUCUAGAACAACCUAGAGGAUUCCAGAACCAUCCUGACACUGUAGAUGAUCUUUUUCGCUUGGCAACAAGAUUCAUUCAGCGAAGCCCAGUGGUCUUAAUCCAAAGCCCAGUCAUGUCUUUGAUCAUCCGAUGUGCAUUGGCGGCAACAACACUGAACCAUCGUGACGCAAACUCCAGUGUGAUGAAGUUCCUGCAGGAUCUGGUUCAUGUGGCAACAAUCAAUGAGCAUAAGGAAGACUUUGAGCUCCGAAAGAACCUGGUGCACGGAUUCCUGGGGGAGAGUGGAGCACUGCUGGUUGCACAGCUCGUACAGGCCUGCUGCUUCUACCUGGUGCCAAGCAUGCUUGGAAACGUGGCAGACGUCAUGUGGGAACUCCGCAUUUUUGACCGGAAGACAUUCUGUCAGUGGCUGGAAGAUGCUCUCAAGAGUCUCCCAAAGGAACUGUCGGCCGGGGCUAUCACAGCUACAGAAAAGCAAGUCACAGAGUUCCACAAGCAGGUUAUGUGUGCUGAAGAUGCUGCAAUGAUAGGUUGGUCCUUAAUGGAAUUCUCUGGCUUCUAUAGAUAGCGUCGGGACAUAACUACAGAAUUACAAUCUUUGUACAACAUUCCUUUCCAGCACAGACAUCAUGGGAGGAUUAAAUUGGUUGGUGCUCGGUAAAUGACUGGAAAGACAACGAACAAACAAGCAGCAGAGCACAUUUUCCACCGGAAGGGCUUGUCUUGCUGCUGGUGUGGGAGGGAGGGGGGAGGGCGCACGUGAGGUUAGAGGGCAGAUGUGAUCCAACUAUCACGGCUUCAGCAGCAAGAGGGUGGGAGAAGUGGGGUCUUGUUUGUCGUACAUCUGAUCAAUUCAUCAGUUGUUCCAUUGCACCUUGUUUUAAUUUUGGCAUCUGAAAUUUGAACACCACUUCCAAGGCAGAGAUGGACUCUUUCCUGUUGAUUCGCCCUAGGGCAGUUAUUGUGGAAACCGUUCAGCAUUCACUCAAAAAAAAAGCACCAAGAAUUAAUGCUUUAAACAAAGUGCAAAUGUGUCAUAACACUUGCUGACAAGCUGCACAUGGUGUUGAGCAAGGGGAGCAUAUUUUAAACGUAAAUACCAUUUGUUUUAUGACCAAAUGUGACCUACUAGCACCAGUUUGUCAACUUGAAUUCGCUCCAGUUGACCAUUUUGCACCAAUAUUAUUAGUUUUAAACGGGAGCCAGCAAAUCAAUGAUUGCCACUGCCCUUAAUCAGAGCUAUGUGUCUGAUUAAAUGCCUGGCCCAAAGUAUGCACAUCACUCACCUAACCCAGCCUACCAAUUCGAGCAACAGCUUGACUACGUGAGCUCCGCUUCCUUCUUAAAGUCAGGAGGUCGUGGGUUGAAGCACACUCUCGGACUUGAGACUGAUGGUCCCAUACAGUAGGAGUGCUGUCUGGUCGAGGUGUCGUGUCAAACUCGGGUCCAUGCAUUACGGAUUCACGAAUCAGAAAUUAAAAUUAGCUCCUAAUAUGAGUCCAGUGUUCCACCUCCAAACUCAACCAUCUCCAUUUCAUUUGCUGCAUGCAGGACAUCUGUGAGCAAGGUAACUAACUGCUGUUUCCCUACAUGAGUGAUCAACUUGUUUCAAUUCCAAGAAUGAGUCCUUUCUGAUGGCUGAACAAUUGCAGUGUUGUUCCUGCUGUCUGGGUGCAGUGGUUGCUCCGUCUCCCUGUAACCUUCCUGCUGCAAAAGCUGAUCCAGUUUGAUGAGAUUUCAAGGGCAAACAUCUGUCUCAUAGAUUAUUUACAGGAAAUGUGCUGCCCUCUUGCACUCCCCAACAUUAUUCUCCUGCAUCACGAGGGAAAGUAAUUUUUUUAAGCGCCAUCAUUGAGAUUGUUACAAUCUGUCCAGGUCUACAGAACAUGCAAAGGAACUGAUCAUGACAUAAACAGGCACCUAUUAAAUUUAUUUUUUUAAACAUAGCUCAAAGCCAGCUCUUUACCCAGGUGAUGGCCAUACAAGUUAUUGGGAGAAGGCUAGCAGUGUGGCUGCACCGAUCACAGUAUGAGCCUGUAUGAGAUCAGUGGUGGGAGAGAGCAUACAAUGUCACAGUGAAGUUAUGCUCGGGUGAGCACUGGGAAGGAUGGUUUUAUACAGCAGCAAUGCUGUUUGAAGACUGGGGUAUUUUGAAGGUGUUGUUUGGACCCCUCAGGCCUGUCCCUAUGCAAGUUCUGGCUUAUAAUAUUGCCGGUGGAGGACCUGCAUAGCACUACUGAUGUGGGCACUCAACAGGAUAAUGCAUAUGGUAAGCCCCGGGCUUGUGUUUGUUUGUAGAUGCUGUUGCCAAAACCAAGGAGUGUAGAUCUUGAUUCCUGUUGGAAGACCAAAAGGUGCACAGCUGUCAGCAAGGAUUGGGUCCAACAUUUGUUGGACAUUGACAUCUAAAUGAGUGUCAUCACAACAACCAACACUGAUGUGGUACUGGUUUCCCAGCUACUGCCCAUUGCUGCCACACCAAGUAAUGGCUGUAACUUGAGAGCUAGGCCCAUUACUCAGAGGGGAAUGUGACCCCCCCCUAUCCUGUGCUGGUUUUGGGAUGUGGUGGUGGGGUGAAUGGGAUGGGAGUUUUGGGGGGUGGGGGGGUGUGCGGUGUUCAGUGCACCAGAAGUGAUGGGACAUUCAGGAUGUGCUUGGAACCCCAUGUUUAGGAGCCACAGUACAUACUGGUAAGUGUAGGCAGUAAAGGAUAUGGAGAUCAGUGAUCAGCCACGCGUAUUGAUGCUCUGGUAAAUGGCACCUGAUCUGUGAAAUAAUAGAAUCUGCGAAGCUGGUGACAGGUUUUAAGAGUUUUUUUAAAUAACCGGCUUAAAUUCAAAACAACUAUUUUUUCAGUUUUGCAGCAAUUUAAAAGAAAAACAAAUAAAUGGUGUUUGGUGUA
Molecule: messenger RNA, 5247 nt
Organism: Pristis pectinata (smalltooth sawfish)
Lineage: Eukaryota; Metazoa; Chordata; Chondrichthyes; Rhinopristiformes; Pristidae
Product: transportin-3-like
Exons: 24
Coding region: 145-2913 (922 amino acids)
Biological process (GO): protein import into nucleus
Cellular component (GO): nuclear membrane; cytoplasm
Molecular function (GO): small GTPase binding
Source: RefSeq, a predicted model, not a curated record